AAGCACACGCACGAGAAGGAAGGAAGGAAGGAAGGAAGAUCCCGCAACCUUCACAUCUUUCCUCGUCGCCUCCCGAUCUCCGUACCCGUUGCAGUUGCUGCGUCUUCUUCGAGCCCCCUUCGCAAUGGGUUGUCCAUCGUUCCGGCACGUCCUUGUCGCAAUGCUGGCGCUGUUUUCAAGCCUCCGAGCUGUGUCCGGGAUUAGAAUCGUUAUCGACAGAGAGGAGUGCUUCUCUCACAAUGUUGAGUAUGAAGGGGAUACAGUGCACGUUUCUUUUGUCGUGAUCAAGUCUGACUCAUCUUGGCAUUAUACUGAAGAUGGUGUCGAUCUUGUGGUGAAGGGACCUUCUGGUGAUCAGAUCCACGACUUUCGCGACAAGAUAAGCGAGAAGUUUGAUUUCGUCGCUCAUCGUAAAGGAGUCCACCGUUUCUGCUUCACUAACAAGUCUCCUUAUCAUGAAACCGUUGACUUCGACGUACAUGUUGGGCAUUUCUCAUACCAUGAUGAGCAUGCAAAAGAUGAGCAUUUCAACCCUUUGUUGGAGCAGAUAGGAAAAUUAGAAGAAGCUCUUUACAACAUUCAAUUCGAGCAGCACUGGCUAGAGGCUCAGACUGAACGGCAAGCGAUAGUGAACGAUUCGAUGAGCCGAAGGGCAAUUCAUAAGGCCUUUUUCGAGUCGGUGGCACUCAUUGGAGCAAGUGUUCUUCAAGUUUACCUCCUCCGUCGUCUCUUUGAAAGGAAGCUUGGGACGUCAAGAGUUUAGUUCUUCAUCGUGUCGCGUAAAGCAGUUGAAUUAUUCGCCGGAUAUUGAUGCUUCUCAACAUAAGAGCACGCAUCUUCCCGCUCUUUACCGGACAUGUACAGUAACUGAUCAAGUGCGAGAUUUUUGUUUGCCUUUAGAACGAUUGAUAGAUUGAUUGUCCAGAUUAAUCUAUUAAAUGUUUAGGAAGUAA
Syzygium oleosum is the source of this 953-nucleotide messenger RNA. Its product is annotated as transmembrane emp24 domain-containing protein p24beta2. NCBI's taxonomy places the organism in Eukaryota, Viridiplantae, Streptophyta, Magnoliopsida, Myrtales, Myrtaceae. The record is from RefSeq and is a predicted model, not a curated record. Gene Ontology annotation, biological process: intracellular protein transport; endoplasmic reticulum to Golgi vesicle-mediated transport; Golgi organization. The coding region runs from base 125 to 763 and encodes 212 amino acids. The transcript has 5 exons. Gene Ontology annotation, cellular component: Golgi apparatus; endoplasmic reticulum-Golgi intermediate compartment; COPII-coated ER to Golgi transport vesicle.